AUGAUAUCAAGUGAAAAAAUUGAAACUUGUGUUAGUUCUAUUACAAUAAAAUCAAGUGAAAUAAUUCAGGAUAUUUCAUCCGAUAUUCAUGAACCUACAUCUUCUUCAACUAGUUUUGAAACAUUUUUUCAACUUAUAAAUUGUAACGAUCCACCUUCUUGGCCCCCAAUUACGGAUAGCGUUAGAGUUUACCUUGUAACGCAAGAACCUGAUCAAGGUAAAGAUGCUGAUUUUAGUAAAUCUAUGUCAGACGAUGGUCGUCGAUUUUCCCCUUAUUGGUUUAAAAAAACUUUACCGAACAAUGAAGUUAUAGACAGAAAUUGGUUGAUUUAUUCUAAAAAUAGUAAAGCCGUAUUCUGUUUUCCAUGCUGUUUAUUUAAAUCAAAUACCUUAAAAACAGCAAGUAUUGCAUGUACAAACGAGGGUUUUUCGGAUUGGAAAAAUAUUAAUCGUAUUUUAGAUCACGAGAAAUCGGCUGAUCAUAGAAAUCAUUUCUUACAAUGGAAAUCUCUUGAAAAUAGGUUGAAAAACUCUCAAUGCAUUGACGAUAAAUUACAAAAGGCGAUUUUGCUAGAAAAAGGUCGAUGGCGUCAUAUACUUCGUAUAAUUUUAGAUGCAAUUUUAUUUUGCACAAAAAAUAAUUUAGCAUUUAGAGGAUCGAGCACAACAAUAGGAAAUAAACAUUCUGCAAAAUAUUUUUCUUUGCUGUUUGACUGCACUCCCGACGUGUCACAUAAUGAACAAAUGGCUGAAGUGAUUCGUUAUGUUGAUAUUGACAAUGGAAAAAUUACAGUUGAAAAAAGUUUUAUAGAUUUCAUAAACAUGGAGGAAAAAACUGGGGACGAGUUGGCUAUAGAAAUAUUAACAAAAUUAAAAGCUGAUGAACUUGAUGUACAAAAUGUACGGGGACAGGGGUAUGACAAUGGAGCUAACAUGUCAGGAAAAUACCAUGGCGUUCAGGCAGUCAUAUUAAAUAAAAACAAUUUAGCCACAUUCAUUCCAUGCGCUGCUCACUGCCUUAACUUAAGUAGCGUACAUGCAGCAUCAGCUAAUGUUAAGUUACAAUUUUUUUUCGAUGUGAUUCAGAAAAUAUAUACGUUUUUUGUCAAAUCAACUACUCGAUGGAAAAUUUUAAUGGAUACAUUAAAAAUUUCAUUGAAAGGUCAUUCAGAUACCAGAUGGGCUUCAAAAGCAUAA
Messenger RNA from Rhopalosiphum padi (bird cherry-oat aphid), 1197 nucleotides. Its product is annotated as zinc finger MYM-type protein 1-like. NCBI's taxonomy places the organism in Eukaryota, Metazoa, Arthropoda, Insecta, Hemiptera, Aphididae. The transcript has 3 exons. The record is from RefSeq and is a predicted model, not a curated record. Bases 1 to 1197 code for a protein of 398 amino acids.